UAACUACCACGUACCAAUUUCGACCUGUUAGAACCACACUCAGCAACAUCCAUCUUCUUGAACGAAAAAGACCGGGGAAACAAAUGAGGAACUUAAGUUGGGUUCUCCUCCAUGUUCCUGUAGUUUUCCUCCUUUUCUCUGCAUGCUCUUCUUCGUAUAGCAGUGACCUCGAGGUGCUAUUGAAGCUCAAGUCAGCCAUGAAUGGACCCAAUGUUUCGGGACUGGUGGACUGGCCGGAGAACUCUUCUUCGCCAACAGCCCAUUGCUCCUUCUCCGGAGUUUCAUGUGACCACGACUCGCGUGUUGUUUCUCUUAAUGUGUCUUAUAUUCCUCUCUGCGGUUUCAUUCCGCGGGAGAUUGGGUUGCUGAACAAGCUGGUCAACCUAACCAUCGCCGCUGACAAUCUCACGGGGAGACUUCCAGUGGAGAUAGCCAACCUUACGUCACUCAAGGUCCUUAACAUCUCCAACAACCUCUUCACUGGGAACUUCCCAGGAGAAAUCUUCCUCGGAAUGACGGAGCUGGAGAUUCUCGACACUUACAACAAUAACUUCUCCGGACCGCUUCCAACGGAGCUCGCGAUCUUGAAAAGGAUCAAGCAUCUUAGUCUCGGCGGCAACUUCUUUUCUGGUCCAAUUCCGGAUGUUUACUCCGAGAUUCAGAGCCUUGAGUACUUGGGCUUGAACGGCAACUCACAAACUGGCAAGUUUCCGGCGAGUCUCGGUCGGUUAAGUAAUCUCAAAGAAAUGUACGUGGGGUACUUUAACGCUUUCGAUGGAGGUAUUCCGCCGGAGUUGGGAUCGCUCAGCUCGCUUCAAGUCCUCGACAUGUCGAGCUGUAACCUCACCGGCGAGAUUCCAAAGAGUCUGAACCUUCUGAAGAACUUGCAGUUACUGUUUUUACAAAUCAACCGCCUCACAGGUUAUAUACCUCCUGAAUUAUCUGGUUUGGUUAGCUUGAGACAGCUGGAUCUUUCGAUCAAUGAACUCGCUGGGGAGAUCCCAGAAAGUUUCUCAACACUUACAAAUAUCACGCUAAUUAACCUGUUCAAAAACCACCUUCGUGGUCCAAUCCCUGCGUAUUUUGGUGACCUUCCAAAUCUUGAGGUACUUCAGGUAUGGGAAAAUAACUUCACGUUUGAACUCCCAAAUAACCUGGGCCAGAAUGGAAAACUCAAACUCUUUGAUGUAGCGACGAACCAACUCACCGGCCCGGUUCCUCUGGUUUUGUGUGCGGGAGGUAAGUUGAAGACUCUGAUUUUGAUGGAAAAUUUCUUUUCUGGGGCAAUUCCCAUGGAGAUCGGCGACUGCAAGUCGUUAACAAGAAUCCGAAUCGCGAAGAACUUACUCAGCGGGACGAUCCCGGCUGGGAUUUUUAACUUGCCCUCGGUAGAAGUAGUCGAAGUCAGCGAUAACUACUUCUCCGGUGAGCUUCCCCUCAAAAUCUCAGGGGACGCUCUUGAAACUCUUGUACUUUCCAACAACAGAAUUACCGGGAAAAUCCCUUCUGCGAUCGGGAAUCUCAAAAACCUGCGAACUUUAUCACUGGAAAUGAAUAGACUUUCAGGUGAGAUUCCUAGUGAACUGUUUGGUUUACCCAAUUUGAUGAAUAUCAACAUCAGCGCCAACAACCACAUUAGCGGCGAGAUCCCAACUUCUAUCGCCCGCUGUACUUCUCUUAGCUCCAUCGAUUUCAGCCGAAACAAUCUCUUCGGAGAAAUUCCAAAGGAGAUUGCGAAGUUGAUGAUGCUCAGCACUCUGAAUCUUUCCAAUAACCAGAUCACCGGCUGCAUACCAGAGGAAAUGCGCGACAUGAGCAGCCUCGUAACCUUGGACCUAUCCAAUAAUGAUUUGGUGGGGAGAGUUCCUAGUGGUUUUGUGAUAUACGAUGACAGUUCAUUCGCUGGAAACCCAAAUCUGGGUCCCCAAAGCCAUUUCUCUUGCCCAUCUUCACUCGGUGAGGUUCAGAAUUCGAGUCAAACCCACGGUAGGUUUUGUUCUCCGGUGCUCAUUGUGUGCAUUGCAGUGUUCGUCACUGCUCUGCUAUCAGUACCGCCUCAAAGCAGACAGCCACGUAAGCAAAGGCGGCACAGGGAUCGUGGAGCGCGGGAAGGCCACGUCAGAACUCACUGACAUCCGACGUGGCCUCAUUGCUGGCAAUGGUGGAACGCAUGCUUAAUUUCUGGCAUUUCCAGAGGUUGAAACCUUAAUAUCUCUGUUAAAACAAACAAUUGGGAACAAAUGAUGCAAGAUCCAAUAAACGAGAAGCAUU
This is a messenger RNA of Juglans microcarpa x Juglans regia, 2271 nucleotides long. Its product is annotated as receptor protein kinase CLAVATA1-like. The coding region runs from base 84 to 2132 and encodes 682 amino acids. The record is from RefSeq and is a predicted model, not a curated record. Lineage: Eukaryota; Viridiplantae; Streptophyta; Magnoliopsida; Fagales; Juglandaceae. The transcript has a single exon. Gene Ontology annotation, molecular function: protein binding.